AUGAGUCAGCUGACUCCGAGAUCUAGCGCAGGGUCAGAAAGUAGAAAACGAAAAAUCACCGAGUACAUGUCGGACCACAGGUCGCCAAAGAAAGAACGCCUAGAAGAAGAUGACGAAAAUGAUGAUGACGUGGAAUCAGAAUCGGAGUCACUCGCAGCAACAGAUGGGACCAUUCUUGCGCCAAAAUACGUGCUUAAGUUUAAGGAGGCCUUCGAGUUGCACCUCAAAAUGGGCAAACAGCAAGCGAGCAGCCUAAAGCAGCUUAAGAAGGUGGCAACCGAGUUUGCAAACAACUCCGACUUUGAGGACAAGGAAAGACUGGAUUGCAAGCACUGGAAGAAGCACUCAACAAAGGAACCUCUGUACACGUUUUCCCCCGACUUCCCCAAACGUCCACCAGUUGCCGCCGUUUUCUACGCAAAAAAGAGGAACAUCACCUACACAAUUACGGCAGUGAAGGCACUGAAUGAACGAAUGAAUGGGGACACGUUUGGAAAGGAGCAAGCGGAAAAGGAUACGUUGGAGGCCGAAUGGAAAUACUUACGCGAACUUGAGGCUUUUCUGAGUAGCCACAAAGAAGCCGAUGACUUGACGCAAGGCCAGAUCGAGUAUGUGAAGACGAUGAUCGCCAACAAGAAAAAGAAGCUCGAUCCUCAACCAAAGCGUAUUGCUGCUGGAGGGAAAAAUGGAAAGUCGGCAACAAGAAAGGAUCAACCCAAACCGAAAACCCCGCUUGAUAUAUACAUGGCCGGAAACCCGACAUUGUUUGCGGAAUAUUCGCCUGAGAAGCGCCUUCGCAAGUUUGAGAAGAGGUUCAACAAACUCGAUGACGGGGAGCAAGCCGUUUACGUGAACAUCGCCAAGUCAAGUGGUUAUGCC
Messenger RNA from Mesorhabditis belari, 879 nucleotides. The record is from the annotation of a GenBank genome assembly. NCBI's taxonomy places the organism in Eukaryota, Metazoa, Nematoda, Chromadorea, Rhabditida, Rhabditidae.